AUGAGUCAGCUUGGCUGUGUUGUUAGACGCACAUACUCUGUGCCUUGCCCCAAGUACCUCGUUCACAUUGACACCAACCACAAACUGAUCCGAUAUAACAUCAUCAUAUUUGGAGGCAUUGAUGGCUUCUCACGCAAGAUAAUGUACUUGAAUGCGGCCGACAACAACAGAUCCGACACCAACCUAGCCUUCUUCAGUGAGGCUGUUCAAGAAUUUGGAUAUCCUCUCAGAGUGCGAGCAGAUCAUGGAGGGGAAAAUGUGGGUGUUGCCCGUUUGAUGUUCACCAUGCGCGGACCAGAGAGUGGAUGCUUUAUUGCAGGAAAAAGUGUUCAUAACCAAAGAAUUGAAAGACUUUGGCGUGAUGUCUGGAUGGGGGCAACCCAAGUGUUCUACCACAUUUUUCGAAUGCUGGAAGAAGAGGGCUACCUUGACCUGACUAACACCACCCACUUCUUCUGUCUGCAUUACGUCUUCCUGCCUCGUCUACAGUUGACCUUGGACCUGUUUCGUGGAGGAUGGGACAACCAUCCCUUGAGGACAGAGCAGAACAUGACACCAAACCAGCUAUGGGAGCUUGGUCAAAUUCAGCAUCCCAUUCCCGAUCCAGAGGAUUUGAACAUUCCUGAAAUUGAUUGGGAGCAGAGUGGAGAUGUGUCAGAGCUCCAUCAUGGCGUAAAUGUUCCUCAGUUCGAGAGCCCACUCAGUCCAGAGCAACUCCGCCUAUUGAAGGUGUAG
Larimichthys crocea (large yellow croaker) is the source of this 735-nucleotide messenger RNA. RefSeq lists its product as uncharacterized. The record is from RefSeq and is a predicted model, not a curated record. Lineage: Eukaryota; Metazoa; Chordata; Actinopteri; Sciaenidae. The transcript has 6 exons. Bases 1 to 735 code for a protein of 244 amino acids. Gene Ontology annotation, molecular function: nucleic acid binding.